AUGAAUACCUUUUCAGAAGAACACAAGCCACCUAGAAAAAACGUUGCCGCGGCAGAAAGUGCUUCGCUUUGUGAAACUCCAGAGCAAGAACCUCGAAAACAAACUUUGGUAGAAUGUGGUUAUUCUUUACGCAAUUUCGCCACAAUUCUGUUUGCCAUUAUGAGUGUGACAGGACAAUUAGCUCAAUACAUUUCACUUCCAUUGUGGGUAGACAGCACAUCGCAGUCAACGAUCACAUCUACAGAUCAAACGAAUAAAUGGAAACCAGCAAUGGAUAAUUAUUUUGUAGCGUCGUUUGCUAGUCUUUCGUUCUUAAUCGUGUUUGGCUUUGUUGUGUUGUGCUGUAAAAUUAUUUACCCAAAUUACUUGUCGGUUACAGACUGGAGCUAUCGCUGUUUGCUUCUCGUAGUUGGUUCCAUUCAAGGAUUGAGCGCUCUGCUUGUUGUGUUUUCUUGCAGUGGGGAAAAAACACCUCCUUAUUUGCAGGCAAUUCUUGGAAACUUUAGCAUUCCGAUAACACUGUUGUUUCGGUAAGCAUCGAGUAUUAUGGGUAUUUUGUAUGAGACACUGAGUGUCGACUCCCUCCCUAAACUUCCGGAGCUGGCUUCUUAAGGAUGGUUUUUAACUGUGAAGAAGUCGGAGCCGGAGUUGUAAUCAGAGUUUUAAGAGUGCUAAUGACCUAGCUGGCAAUAGUAAAAGAUAUGGAGUAUUCAGGUGAGUCAUAAGCUUGACAGAAUAAGGAUCGCGAGAAUAAGAAUAUCUCCAUUUUCCUCCGUCAUCUCGACAAUUGACUCCAUCGCUCAAGAUCCAACGGCGUGGUUACCUGUACGCCAGGCUAGAACGCACGUGCUUAUCUGAAAAACAAAAACGAAUGGAAAAACAAACGAAUGAAAGACGAAGAAGGGAAACGAUAGAUCAGGAGAUUGCUAAGCAAAAACAACAACAACAAAGAAAAUCGGCUACAUACCUUCGCCUCAACUGCUUUCAGACAUUUUUCCAAAAAAAUGCAGUAUUUUCUUCGAUUUUGCCACAUGCUAAAGCCGUGAUUGCUACCUGUUGAACAUAAUGCCUGGAGCAGGAGAGAUAAUUACGUCACAACCCCUGAUGAAAAAGGAAAUAUAAUCAAAUUGCUGGCGAGAUAAAAUAUUGGAAAACAAGGUAGACUGGAUUUGGAAAAAUGUGUUUGCCUCUGAAAAAUUCGUAGCUACUCCUUUGUUCCGGAAAACCAGAUUAUAAUGCAAUGCAAUAGUUUUUCUUUUAAAGGGGCUGUGUCACGGCAGUCCAGUUCAUUUUGUUUUAUUUUGCCAAUUACUCGCCCUCAAUCGCUACGGAACUGAAAGUAGGCAAAGAAAUCACAUGUAAAUGACAAAAUCAGAGAUUAGAGACAAACAAAUGUGUCCCCUAAGCAUUAUUUUUGAAGCUGUAAACAGCAGAGAUAAACUUUGAAAAACUGUUAGGCUGAACAGUUUACAAAAACCCUAAUUUCAAUCCGUUUCAGUCUUCUUCAGUUUUGCCCAUCCGUGGCAGCUGUUGUAUCUGUUGUGUUAUUUUAACCUUCCCUUAAUGUUUUAAGCGGUUAUUUUUAUGUUUCUUUUAAUUCAACGAGCAUUUUAUAUAAACUGAUGAUUCUGUGGCCCUCUACAAAAUAAAUAAAAAAAAGAAUCUACGGUAGAAGUCACAGUUAGAUUGUUCAGGACUCACAAGCAAAAUCAGAAGAAUAAACCAUCGCUUGUUCAAACGCUUCGUGAUUGGUUUGGUUCUUUGGCUUCUGUUUCGCCUGCGAGCAAGCUCUCCGGGGCGCUCUGUUGCGGGGUCGUGAGAAGGCUACGUCUUUGCAAUUUGAAUAUCUGCAUCAAAAUCGAUGCGGAAUGCUGAUUGACGGAGAUGACAUUGGUAAUGACGUCAUUACCCUUUGCACGUGUUUUUCAAUGUUUGUUUACAUUCGCGCUCGUUUCAUCUUCGCGCUGAUUGGCGGAAAUCUGACAGCUCAGACGACGGGGAGCCCCAGUGGAAUUGGAGUUGGAAUCCAAAUUCCAGAGGCGAAGUAGCAAGCUCUCCUCCCGUUUUAAUUUCCCGCCCCGCCGACAGAGCGCCCCGGAGGGCUUGCUCGCAGGCUAGCUUCUGUUUGACGGAGCUGUGUCAUGAAUUUAUCAAAAUUCUGUCAAUUCUAACAGUGAGAACUUCCCCCAAAUUGAGUCGAACAUAAAAAUAACUGAUCAAAAUAUUAUAAGAAGGCGUAAAUAACCGAGCAAAAUAAAACGAACGGGGCACGGUUGGACAAACUUUCACCCAACAAGAUUAAAACGGGUUGCAAUUGUGGGUUUUUGAAAACCUGUUAGCCGAACUUUGUGAGUGUGGUGUGAAAACCACCAACAAGCUAAAUCAUUGUUUGUUGUAUUAUGUAAUCAAUUGCUGGAUAUUUUUCUGUUUACGGUAUCAGCUUAUGGGAGCCGGAAGGUGGUGGUGAGAGGUCAGUGUUGAAUACCCAGGAAAAGCUGAUCUAACUGAAGUGAUGCCAUCAUGCAAAAGACAGGCAAUUUUCUUGUUCUUUAUCGGUGUCUCACUUCGUUCUUUUGACGAUAUGCAACAGUUUGUUAAAAUUUUACUUAUUUCGAUAUUUAGCGAUUUUCUGGGCUCUCCUACCUCUAACCAUUAUCAUUUCUUUUUUCCAGAUUUCUUCUUUUAAAGAAGAUUCCCACGAGAAGAAAGCUUAUAUCUGCUGCUAUUAUUGUCCUGGGUCUUUUCAUUUGUCUCAUCCCAACAAUGUUUCCAUGGAUAGACCCCGAGGCCUCAACAAGGCAUGAUUUGGGAGGGGAGACUGGACUGGCUAGAGUCCUCUGGCCUGUAACUUUCAUGGUUGGACUUGUAAGUAAAACACUUUGAAGAAUUAUUUCUGGAAUAAGCAGUACUUCAUUAUAAUCCAUCGAGAGGUCUUUGGAGACGCUUUCAUGAAUAAGUAAACAAACUAAUAACUAAACAAAUACAAAUAAAUAAAUCAUAUAUAUGCAAAUUAAAGGGGGCGAUGAUUCUCCUCACACCAUUCCUGACUGAAUAACAAUUACUGGAAUUUGGAAAUGUUGGUUUGGAGGAGAGGGGAAACCGGAGCACCCUGAGAAAGCCUUUUGAAGCAAGGGUCGGAACCAAAACAAACACAGCCCACAUGAAACCAGGGCACGGUAGGAAUUCUUUUACAUGUACCUAUACAGUACCACCCUUACACUCCUUUCACGAUUAUUUUGCCAGUUAGAGGGGGUCAUUGACAGUUAUACUUUUACUUUUCUUUUUGGUUAGUGUAAUUGGAUUGGUUUCCCUUAGGCUUCCUCACCUUUAGCUUUUAAAUAUUUAGAACUUCUAGUUUUUGUACAUCCUUCAAAAAUGGCAAACCAAUAAACUGAACCGAAGAUAUCUAUUACAGUUACUCGAACCGGGGCACUUGGAAGAAGAUUGUCCAAUCACAACGAUUUCUAAAGCAAAAGAUUCUCUAGUUUUUUUUCAAACAGACCAAUAAGAAUCAUAAAUUUGAGGGUUGUUUCCUGAGAGGUCAGGUAAGUUCAAACGGUUUCAAAGUUUUCAAUGCAACGGCUGUAUAGUUGAAUCUUGAAUUUUAUUGGACCAUUUGCAAAAAAAAAAACUUGAGAAUCUUUAAAUCAAAAAUCUUAGGGAUAUCAAGGGAUUAGAAAAUCUUCUUCCAAGUGGCCCGGUUUGAGUAGUCACACUGCUAUAAAUGUAUUUUGCUGUUGCUGUUUUGUUUUUCCUUUGAAGGGAAUUUCAGCUACCUCCUUUAUUGUUGAAGAGAAAGCUGUUAAAAUGAGAGGAAAUGUUGGCCACAAUAUUUAUUCUCAAGCUAGCUUAUUGUCUGUUUUGUUCUGGACCUCAUUAUCACAAUUUCUUGCUUUGUUGCUACUAUUCUGGACUGACAUUAUUCCUGGCUUUGGACAUACAAACAGCAUACAUGAAUUCAUUGGGAAGUAAGUGCUACUUUAUAUAACCAAAAUAAUAGCUGCAAUCCUUGUAGCGUCGCGAAAUAUCGGCUGUUUUCUUAGGCUACAACUUUUCGACGCCAUCUCGAAGAGCAGGCAAACGUGUGAGAAAUUACAGUGCUUGUAUGAGAAUCUAAUGUCGAAUAAUUUCCUUAGAACCGCUGUUCUGAAAAAAAUAUGAAUUGUAAACUUAUCCUUCACUCCUGAGGAUUCUACUGAAAAAUAUUGAGGGCGUUACAUGCGCUAGAAGACCUAGAACCACUUUUUAAAAUUUUCUAUACAUUUGUCUAUAAGAAAGUCCCAGGAAAAAUUUUAGACAAAUAUAUGGAAAAUCUAAAGCAAGCCUACGGAGAAAUUUAAGCACCGGUACGCCCCAAACGUUUUUUAGUACAAUCCUUUGUUUUGUAGCUUUAGUUGACAAGUCAUAUUUUUUUUCAGAACAGCCGUUUUACGGAAAUUAUGUUUAUCACCGCGGUUUGCAUUUUGUUUCUUCUUAAGCCCAGAUUGCCAAAAAAUAAGAGUAUUUGCGAUCUACUUCUUUUCAUUGUUUUCUAUCACCUUAUUUAAUACUUUAUAGCUGGACUUUUGGAUUCCAGUGUGUGUUUGGAGGAGCAGGUUGUUCCCAAUGGCCAGGUGGACUCGCAUUUCUGUUUAUCUCGGGUUACAUCAUGAAAGUCUGUGGCUCAGCUCUGCUUCUGCGCUACUCCGAGGGAGCAACCUUGUUAGCUAUUGUGUUGGUGAGAGUACUUUACUCAUGUUAUUUUAGGCUAGCCAUAAUGCAAUACAUUGUUGUACGUGUACUAUAUCUUGAGCAAUCAACGUGGCUUUAA
This is a messenger RNA of Porites lobata, 4810 nucleotides long. The record is from the annotation of a GenBank genome assembly. Lineage: Eukaryota; Metazoa; Cnidaria; Anthozoa; Scleractinia; Poritidae.